This is a messenger RNA of Perkinsus marinus ATCC 50983, 201 nucleotides long. RefSeq lists its product as hypothetical. The record is from RefSeq and is a predicted model, not a curated record. The transcript has 2 exons. NCBI's taxonomy places the organism in Eukaryota, Perkinsozoa, Perkinsida, Perkinsidae. The annotation marks the transcript as partial.
GUUAAACAGAGCGUCAGUCAUUCGCCGGAUGUCACUUCGGGGUUAGUGACGUGCUUGGUUGAAUGGGAGAGGACAGAGGACCCUGGUCAGCGAUGGGUCGGCCGAGGUAGUGGUAGAACUAAAGAUGAGGCUGAGGUUAGGGCGCUGAAAGACAUUUAUGCAGUUGCGGCGCCAUGGAGGGAGAAAGCUGCUGUUGCUCAA